Dicrocoelium dendriticum is the source of this 8031-nucleotide messenger RNA. The record is from the annotation of a GenBank genome assembly. NCBI's taxonomy places the organism in Eukaryota, Metazoa, Platyhelminthes, Trematoda, Plagiorchiida, Dicrocoeliidae.
AAUGAUGGGAUCUGCCCAAAUUUCGCUUCUAAGCAGUGUGAACAUAUUUCUUUAUGCAUACGUUAUAUCGAUGAUUAUGGAUGCACACAUGCGUUUUCUUUUUGUGUGCGUAAAUCUUCAUUAGCCUGGCUAUGCGCAUGUGAAUGCAGCAUUCAAGCCAUUUUUCGUUGCAGUGUUGUGAAACAGUCGCACUAACUUUUGGUUCGCUAUGCUUCUCCCUUCUGCUAAAGCGAGGGAAUGGCAGCAACUCCAGUCAAAGAAAUUCUCGGAAAAGCGAAAAUUUGGCUUCGUGGAGGCUCAGAAAGAAGAGAUGCCUCCGGAACAUGUGCGAAAAAUAGUUCGAGAUCACGGGGAUAUGACAAACCGCAAAUUUCGACAUGACAAACGGGUCUACCUCGGUGCACUAAAGUACAUGCCACAUGCUGUUUUGAAGCUCUUGGAAAACAUGCCAAUGCCAUGGGAGCAAAUUAGGGACGUGAAGGUCUUGUAUCAUAUUACUGGCGCUAUCACGUUUGUCAAUGAAAUCCCAUGGGUAGUAGAACCAAUCUACAUUGCACAGUGGGGUAGCAUGUGGAUAAUGAUGCGCCGGGAGAAAAGAGAUCGACGACACUUCAAAAGAAUGCGAUUUCCUCCCUUUGAUGAUGAGGAGCCUCCGCUGGACUACGCGGAUAAUAUCCUUGACGUCGAGCCGCUGGAACCUAUUCAAUUGGAACUUGACCCUGAAGAGGAUGGUCCCAUUGCUGAGUGGUUUUAUGAUCGAAAUCCCCUCGCAGAAUCUGAGUAUGUCAAUGGAAUCACCUACAAACGCUGGAACCUCCCCCUAAAUGUCAUGUCUAACCUGUAUCGUCUGGCAAAUUCUCUGUUAACCGACUUGGUGGACGACAAUUACUUCUACUUGUUUGAUUUGAAGUCUUUCUUCACCGCGAAGGCUUUAAAUGUCGCCCUUCCUGGUGGACCUAAAUUCGAACCUUUGGUCAAGGACAAGAACUUAGAAGACGAGGAUUGGAAUGAAUUCAACGAUAUCAAUAAGAUAAUUAUCCGUCAACCUAUUCGCACGGAAUACCGCAUCGCUUUCCCGUACUUGUACAAUAGUUACCCUUUUCAAGUGCAUCUGUCGUGGUACCACACUCCGAAUGUGCUCUUUAUCAAGACAGAAGAUCCCGAUUUACCCGCUUUCUACUUCGAUCCUCUAAUUAAUCCCAUCUCCCAAAGACAAGGUGUUAAGGCUCCCGAAAUUUUGCCAGCCGACGAUGAAACCUUUGAACUUCCGGAGCUGAUGAGGCCUUUUCUCAGCGAAACUCCACUAUACACUGACAACACGGCCAAUGGAAUCGCUUUGUUAUGGGCUCCUAGGCCAUUUUGUUUGCGCUCUGGAUCCACCCGAAGAGCUCUUGAUAUCCCCCUUGUUCAGUCGUGGUAUCGCGAACACUGCCCCGCCGGAAUGCCUGUGAAAGUCCGAGUAUCUUACCAGAAGCUCUUGAAAUACUAUGUACUCAAUGCUCUGCAUCACCGACGUCCGAAGCCACAAAAGAAGCGCUACUUAUUCCGCUCCUUCAAGGCCACGAAAUUCUUCCAGACCACAAGUUUAGAUUGGGUAGAGGUUGGCUUGCAGGUCUGCCGUCAAGGCUACAACAUGCUCAAUUUGCUAAUACAUCGCAAAAACCUCAACUAUUUACAUCUGGAUUACAAUUUCAAUCUGAAACCGGUCAAGACCCUGACCACGAAGGAACGCAAAAAGUCACGUUUUGGCAACGCCUUUCACUUAUGCAGAGAAAUUCUGCGCCUUACUAAACUCAUUGUGGACAGUCACGUUCAAUAUCGCUUGGGAAAUGUUGAUGCUUUUCAGCUGGCAGAUGGAUUGCAGUACAUAUUCGCUCACGUUGGUCAGCUAACCGGAAUGUAUCGAUACAAGUACAAGCUCAUGCGUCAGAUCCGGAUGUGCAAGGAUUUGAAGCAUGUAAUCUACUAUCGAUUCAACACCGGUCCUGUCGGAAAAGGCCCCGGCGUGGGUUUCUGGGCUCCUGGUUGGCGAGUCUGGCUGUUCUUCCUACGAGGCAUUACCCCAUUGUUAGAGCGCUGGUUGGGCAAUCUUCUAUCCCGCCAAUUCGAAGGUAGACAUUCUAAGGGCGUUGCAAAGACCGUGACAAAGCAACGUGUCGAAUCUCACUACGACUUGGAGUUACGGGCUGCGGUGAUGCAUGACAUCCUUGACAUGAUGCCGGAAGGUAUCAAACAGAACAAAGCCAGAACGAUCCUUCAGCAUCUCAGUGAGGCUUGGCGUUGUUGGAAGGCUAACAUUCCAUGGAAGGUCCCAAAUAUGCCGAUCCCGAUUGAGAACAUGAUCCUGCGGUACGUCAAGGCAAAAGCAGAUUGGUGGACCAACACUGCGCAUUACAAUCGAGAGCGCAUUCGUCGAGGCGCUACGGUGGACAAGACGGUUUGCAAGAAGAAUUUGGGUCGACUCACGCGGCUUUAUUUGAAAGCGGAGCAGGAAAGACAGCAUAAUUACCUGAAGGAUGGACCUUAUGUCACUGCGGAGGAAGCUGUCGCAAUUUACACAACCACUGUGCACUGGUUGGAGAGCCGCCGAUUUUCCCCCAUCCCCUUUCCUCCUUUGAGUUAUAAGCACGAUACAAAACUUCUAAUAUUGGCUUUGGAACGUCUACGGGAAUCUUACAGUGUGAAAAACAGGUUGAAUCAGUCCCAGCGUGAAGAACUUGGUCUGAUUGAACAAGCCUAUGACAAUCCUCACGAAGCAUUGAGCCGCAUCAAACGUCACUUACUCACACAACGAGCGUUUAAAGAAGUUGGUAUUGAAUUUAUGGAUUUAUAUAGCCAUCUGAUUCCUGUCUACGACGUCGAGCCGCUGGAGAAGAUCACGGAUGCCUACCUAGAUCAGUAUUUAUGGUAUGAAGCGGACAAACGACGCCUGUUUCCUCCAUGGAUUAAGCCCGCUGAUUUGGAGCCUCCUCCACUGUUGGUUUACAAGUGGUGUCAAGGGAUCAACAAUCUCAAGGAUGUAUGGGAAACGAGUGAAGGGGAGUGUAAUGUUCUUCUAGAGACGAAGUUUGAAAAGGUAUACGAAAAGAUCGAUCUUACUCUGCUGAAUCGUCUACUCCGGUUAAUCGUCGACCACAAUAUCGCCGAUUACAUGACAGCGAAGAACAAUGUUGUCAUCAAUUAUAAAGAUAUGAACCACACCAAUAGCUACGGUAUUAUUCGCGGUCUUCAAUUUGCCUCCUUCAUAACGCAGUACUAUAGUCUUGUGCUGGAUUUACUGGUUUUGGGUUUGGAGCGUUCAGCUGAAAUGAGCGGUCCUCCUCAACUACCUAAUGACUUCCUUCAGUUCCAGGACACAGCGACAGAGGUCGCACAUCCAAUCCGACUUUACUGUCGCUAUGUUGAUCGUUUUUGGAUGUUUUUCCGAUUUACCGCCGAGGAGGCUCGCGAUUUGAUACAACGCUACCUCACGGAACAUCCGGAUCCUAACAAUGAAAAUAUAGUCGGAUAUAAUAAUAAAAAAUGCUGGCCGCGUGACAGUCGCAUGCGUUUAAUGAAACAUGACGUCAAUUUGGGCCGGGCGGUUUUCUGGGAUAUUAAGAAUCGCAUCCCGCGAUCCAUCACCACAACUGACUGGGAUAACAGUUUCGUUUCUGUGUACAGCAAGGAUAACCCGAAUCUACUUUUCGCCAUGGCCGGUUUUGAAUGCCGCAUCCUACCUACCUGUCGGGCUCCUACUCAGGCCGCAGAUGCCAAUCUUCCCAGUGGCGUUUGGCAUCUUCAGAAUGAGGUUACGAAAGAACGAACUGCCCAAUGCUUCCUUCGGGUAGACGAUGAGUCUAUGCAGAAGUUCCACAACCGAGUGCGACAAAUCCUCAUGGCUUCCGGCUCCACUACUUUCACGAAAAUCGUGAACAAAUGGAACACAGCUUUGAUCGGUCUAAUGACCUACUUCCGCGAGGCUGCUGUUAGCACUGUUCCACUGUUAGAUUUAUUGGUCAAGUGCGAAAACAAAAUCCAAACUAGAAUCAAAAUUGGUUUGAAUUCGAAGAUGCCCGCACGCUUCCCACCUGUUGUUUUCUAUACACCAAAGGAACUGGGUGGUCUCGGUAUGCUGAGUAUGGGCCACGUUCUCAUACCACAGUCCGACUUACGUUGGUCCAAGCAAACAGAUGUAGGAAUCACACAUUUCCGGUCCGGCAUGAGCCACGAGGAAGAUCAGGUCAUUCCAAACUUGUUCUCCUACAUUCUUACAUGGGAAACCGAAUUCCGGGAUUCGCAAAGUGUCUGGGCCGAAUACGCACUGAAACGACAGGAAGCAAACGCGCAGAACAGGAGGUUGACUCUGGAGGAUCUGGAGGAUAGCUGGGAUCGCGGGAUACCCCGCAUCAACACUCUCUUCCAAAAGGAUCGACACACUCUCGCUUAUGACAAGGGCUGGCGUGUGCGUACUGAAUUCAAGCAAUAUCAGGUACUCAAACAAAAUCCAUUUUGGUGGACCCAUCAACGUCAUGACGGGAAGUUGUGGAAUCUGAACAAUUAUCGUACCGAUAUGAUCCAGGCUCUCGGUGGUGUGGAGGGCAUCUUGGAGCACACUUUAUUCAAGGGCACUUACUUCCCAACCUGGGAGGGCUUGUUCUGGGAAAAAGCCAGUGGUUUUGAGGAGUCCAUGAAGUACAAGAAGUUGACCAAUGCUCAACGUUCUGGUUUGAACCAAAUUCCAAAUCGCCGCUUUACCCUUUGGUGGUCGCCUACCAUCAAUCGUGCUAACGUUUACGUCGGUUUCCAAGUUCAGCUCGAUCUUACUGGUAUCUUUAUGCACGGUAAAAUCCCCACACUGAAAAUUUCCCUCAUUCAAAUCUUCCGUGCUCAUUUAUGGCAAAAGAUUCACGAAUCCGUGGUUAUGGACAUAUGUCAAGUCUUCGACCAGGAACUAGAUGCGUUAGAGAUUGAGACUGUACAGAAAGAGACCAUCCAUCCCAGAAAAUCAUACAAAAUGAAUUCUAGCUGUGCCGACAUCCUACUUUUCGCCUCCUACAAAUGGCCGGUUUCCAGGCCUAGUUUGUUGGCUGACUCAAAAGAUCUCAUGGAUGGCACUACCACGCAAAAGUUCUGGAUCGACAUACAGCUUCGCUGGGGCGACUAUGAUUCCCACGAUAUCGAACGCUAUGCUCGUGCAAAGUUCCUCGAUUACACAACGGACAAUAUGUCAAUUUAUCCUUCACCGACAGGCGUCAUGAUCGCCAUUGACUUGGCCUAUAAUUUGCACAGUGCCUAUGGUAACUGGUUCCCCGGUUGUAAACCGCUGAUACAGCAAGCCAUGGUCAAAAUUAUGAAGGCAAAUCCUGCUUUGUAUGUACUCCGUGAACGCAUUCGGAAAGCUCUGCAACUUUACUCCAGUGAACCCACUGAGCCUUAUCUCAGUUCGCAAAAUUACAACGAAUUGUUUUCCAAUCAAAUUAUUUGGUUCGUCGAUGAUACUAAUGUGUAUCGCGUCACUAUUCAUAAGACCUUUGAGGGCAACCUCACAACCAAGCCUAUCAACGGUGCCAUUUUCAUCUUCAACCCGAGAACAGGCCAAUUGUUCUUGAAGAUUAUUCACACAUCAGUGUGGGCCGGUCAGAAGCGUUUGGGCCAGUUGGCCAAGUGGAAGACCGCCGAGGAGGUUGCGGCACUCAUCCGAUCACUACCUGUGGAGGAGCAACCGAAACAAAUUAUCGUGACACGCAAAGGCAUGUUGGAUCCGCUCGAAGUACACCUUUUGGAUUUCCCCAAUAUUGUUAUCAAGGGUUCCGAGCUGCAGCUGCCAUUCCAGGCUUGUCUUAAAGUGGAGAAGUUCGGUGAUCUUAUUCUAAAAGCCUCGGAGCCCCAGAUGGUUCUGUUCAAUCUGUACGAUGAUUGGUUAAAAAACAUCAGUUCUUAUACCGCCUUUUCUCGGCUGAUUCUCAUUCUUCGCGCCCUCCAUGUCAACAACGACAAAGCAAAAAUAGUGCUUAAGCCUGAUAAGACCACUGUCACCGAGCCACAUCACAUCUGGCCCACCUUGUCUCCCGACGACUGGAUCAAAGUGGAGUAUCAACUCAAAGAUCUCAUUUUGGCAGACUACGGAAAGAAAAACAACGUCAAUGUGGCUUCCUUAACUCAAUCCGAAAUCCGCGAUAUUAUCUUGGGAAUGGAGAUCUCUGCACCAUCCCAGCAGCGUCAACAAAUCGCCGAGAUUGAAAAGCAAGCAAAGGAACAGUCUCAGCUCACCGCCACUACCACCAGAACUGUGAACAAGCACGGGGAUGAAAUCAUUUCCACCACCACCUCCAAUUACGAAACCCUACAUUUCAGCAGCAAGACUGAGUGGCGUGUACGUGCCAUUUCAGCCACUAACCUCUAUCUUCGCACAAACAAUAUCUAUGUCAGCUCAGAUGAUAUCAAGGAAAAUGGAUACACAUAUAUUCUGCCCAAAAAUAUUUUGAAAAAAUUCAUCACUAUUUCGGAUUUGCGGACUCAGAUCGCCGGCUAUCUCUACGGUAUUUCACCUCCGGAUAACCCCCAAAUCAAAGAAAUUCGAUGCAUCGUGAUGCCUCCUCAAUGGGGCACUCAUCAAACCGUCCACCUUCCCAAUGUUCUUCCACAAGAUGAAUAUCUGCGGGAGAUGGAACCUCUGGGAUGGAUUCAUACUCAACCUAAUGAAUUACCGCAGCUCUCUCCUCAGGAUAUAACCACGCACGCCAAAAUUUUCUCCGAACAAGAUGGCGAGAAGACAAUAGUGAUAACAUGCAGCUUCACACCUGGGUCCGUGUCCCUUUGCGCGCACAAACUCACACCCGGUGGCUACGAAUGGGGCCGUCAGAAUACCGACAAGGGGAACAAUCCGAAGGGCUACCUUCCGAGUCACUAUGAACGGGUUCAAAUGCUUUUGUCCGACAGGUUUUUGGGCUUCUUCAUGGUGCCUCCUCAAACUUCUUGGAAUUACAAUUUCAUGGGUGUCCGACAUGAUCCGAACAUGAAAUACGAAUUGCAGCCGUUGAAACCCAAGAAGUUCUAUCACCGAAUUCAUCGACCUUCGCACUUUUUGAACUUCACAUCUAUCGAGGAAAGCGAGCUCGCCUCGGCCGAUCGUGAUAAUCCACUUGCUUGAUUCUGUCCUUUUUGUGUGCCCCUCCCCCAACUUGUUCCUCUUGUACACUUUCUCUUAACUUGCCGCAAAAUAUCUUCCAACUCCAUUGUUUGUUAAUCUGUCGUUCGUCAUUUGAUGAGACGGCCUUUGGUAAGGAGACAAACAUAAGAACAUCACUAUCUUCGUGACUAUGCCAUAUCCGAAGGGGUAUUUAACCACUGAUAAUGCUCACCCAGACGCUCUUCCGGGGAGGUGACAAACAUCAACCCGGUUCAGCUUUUUAACAAGCUUUUUCUACUCUCUUUUGCUAAGUCGUAGAAUGGAUUUUAUCCAUUUAGGUGUAGUGCUCGCGAUUGAUACAUGCUGAGUUAGCCGACUCACAAGUAUACGAAGCACAUGGCCGAGAUCGACCACCGCCUUUGUGUGCCACACGAUUGUGCAUUACAAUCAUGUUUCCAAACUUGCUCUGGAUCCUUUUUAUCAUGUAUUCGUUGUUCUACUCCGAAACGACCUUCGCUGGGACGUUCCAAUGUAUAUGCUUCUGGUUCACUGGCCAUCUGCAAUUAUAAUUCAGCCGCUUUCCACACAAAAUCUGAAUCCCACCGCCAUUUGGUCAUUUCUGUGGUAAACGUUUCAGUAUGUAAACACUAAACUUCAACCAUGUACUGAUCGUGUAGAAAAUUCUGUCUAGUCAUUGUUACUCUCGACUUCGUACUUUGGGCGUGCACUCUCUGCUCAUGUUAGUGUGUGCAAUUUCCAAACGCUCCUGUCAUCAUAGGCCUUAAGGUUUCUCUGUCUGCUUUUGCAAUCAUUGCUUAACGCUGCUUCUCAGGAAUGACGUGCCAAGUUUUUAUUGCCACCAAGGCACUCGUUAUCUGUUGUUAAUUUUUUGCAUCCUCUAUGAGUAUAGUAUUCUAGAG